Molecule: messenger RNA, 3913 nt
Organism: Bubalus bubalis (water buffalo)
Lineage: Eukaryota; Metazoa; Chordata; Mammalia; Artiodactyla; Bovidae
Gene: GALNT1
Product: polypeptide N-acetylgalactosaminyltransferase 1
Exons: 12
Coding region: 168-1847 (559 amino acids)
Cellular component (GO): Golgi apparatus
Source: RefSeq, a predicted model, not a curated record
UUUCAGCAGGAGAUGUGGGACAUGUGGAUUUGGGAUGUGAAUUCAUUUGAAAAGCCACUUUGGGGUUAUGAAAGUGAUUUCUGAUGAAACUGGAUUGGAAUAAUUUUCGUGAUCUUUGUAUAUUUAUAUAUAUAUAUUUUAAAAUUUUGCAUUUGACUUAAAGUGCCAUGAGAAAAUUUGCAUACUGCAAGGUGGUCCUAGCCACCUCCUUGAUUUGGGUACUCUUGGAUAUGUUCCUGCUGCUUUACUUCAGUGAAUGCAACAAAUGUGAUGAAAAAAAAGAGAGAGGACUUCCUGCUGGGGAUGUUCUAGAGCCAGUACAAAAGCCUCAUGAAGGUCCUGGAGAAAUGGGGAAACCGGUCGUCAUUCCUAAAGAGGAUCAAGAAAAGAUGAAAGAGAUGUUUAAAAUCAAUCAGUUCAAUUUAAUGGCAAGUGAGAUGAUUGCACUCAACAGAUCUCUACCAGAUGUUAGGUUAGAAGGGUGUAAAACAAAGGUGUAUCCAGAUAACCUUCCUACAACCAGUGUGGUGAUUGUUUUCCACAAUGAGGCUUGGAGCACACUUCUGCGAACUGUCCAUAGCGUCAUUAAUCGCUCACCAAGGCACAUGCUAGAAGAAAUUGUUCUAGUAGAUGAUGCCAGUGAAAGAGACUUUUUAAAAAGACCUCUAGAGAGUUACGUGAAAAAAUUAAAAGUACCCGUUCACGUCAUUCGAAUGGAGCAGCGUUCUGGAUUGAUCAGAGCUAGGUUAAAAGGCGCUGCUGUGUCUAAAGGCCAAGUGAUCACCUUUUUAGACGCGCACUGUGAGUGCACAGUGGGGUGGCUGGAGCCUCUCUUAGCCAGGAUCAAACACGACAGGAAGACGGUGGUCUGUCCCAUCAUAGAUGUGAUCAGUGAUGACACUUUCGAGUACAUGGCAGGUUCUGACAUGACCUAUGGCGGGUUCAACUGGAAGCUCAACUUUCGCUGGUAUCCUGUUCCCCAAAGAGAAAUGGACAGAAGGAAAGGUGAUCGGACUCUUCCUGUGAGAACACCUACAAUGGCAGGAGGCCUUUUUUCAAUAGACAGAGAUUACUUUCAGGAAAUUGGAACAUAUGAUGCUGGAAUGGAUAUUUGGGGAGGAGAAAACCUAGAAAUUUCCUUUAGGAUUUGGCAGUGUGGAGGAACUUUGGAGAUUGUUACUUGCUCACAUGUUGGACAUGUGUUUCGAAAAGCUACACCCUACACGUUUCCAGGAGGCACGGGGCAGAUUAUCAAUAAAAAUAACAGACGACUUGCAGAAGUAUGGAUGGAUGAAUUCAAGAAUUUCUUCUAUAUAAUUUCUCCAGGUGUUACAAAGGUAGAUUAUGGAGAUAUAUCAUCAAGACUUGGUCUAAGGCACAAACUCCAAUGCAGACCAUUCUCUUGGUACCUAGAGAAUAUUUAUCCUGAUUCUCAGAUUCCACGUCACUAUUUCUCUUUGGGAGAGAUACGAAAUGUGGAAACAAAUCAGUGUCUAGAUAACAUGGCUAGAAAAGAGAAUGAAAAAGUUGGAAUUUUUAACUGUCACGGUAUGGGAGGUAAUCAGGUUUUCUCUUACACUGCCAACAAAGAAAUUAGAACAGAUGACCUUUGCUUGGAUGUCUCCAAACUUAAUGGCCCAGUCACAAUGCUCAAAUGCCACCACCUAAAAGGCAACCAGCUUUGGGAGUAUGACCCGGUGAAAUUGACCCUGCAGCAUGUGAACAGUAACCAGUGCCUGGACAAAGCCACAGAUGAGGACAGCCAGGUGCCCAGCAUCAGAGACUGCAACGGAAGCCGAUCCCAGCAGUGGCUUCUUCGGAACGUCACCCUUCCAGAAAUAUUCUGAGACCAAAUUUACAAAAAAAGGAAAAUGUAAGGACUGACUGGGCUACCUCAGCAUACAUUUCUGCCAUCAUUCUUAAGUAGCAAAAAAAGGAAAAGUGCUUUCCUUCUGCAGGAUGUAAGGUUUAUCAGCCAUUAAAACUUUAUAGACUGUCCUCGCUUCCACUAGCUGUGAACCAGCCUUCCUGUCCCAGGACGUGCAACUACGUAGUAGCGAGACUGUGCACACUGAUGUUUACAAGAUUGAAAGAGUCGGUCAUCAAGAAUCAUCGUAAAGAAUCCUCAGACUGAAACAGUCUGCGAACUGUGCUUUCCAGACAGCGGCGCCUAUUUAUGGUCUGCGCGCAGCCGAGAGUCCCGCUGGCUGUGCUGUCAUCGUGGAGAGACGUCGAAGUUUUUUCUGAUUAGAACUGGUAGCCAGUAUAUUAAAUACUGAUAUAAAAAUAAAUGAACUGGAACCAGAUUCAGAAUCAUGAAAACAUUUUUACAACAAUUUAAAAAACAAACUAUAUUAAACAGGGUUUAAAGGAAAUUAAAACAGAACUAUGAAAAGUACAAUUUGUUAUAGUAUAGUAUCAAAUUUCUAUAUAGAUUUUAUACCUCAGUGGGGAAAAAUAACUGAUUCCAAUGACAUUCAUUCUGUUUUCAUCUGUGAUAGUCGUGGAUGUUUUUUUUUUCCUUGGGGUGCUGAAAUUGAGCUGAAAAAAGUGGCUCUUUGAACGUAGUUUUAAUUGCUUUCUACAGGUUUUUUUUUUUGGUUUAUGGGCUGUUGGAAUUGUAAUUUUUAAUUGCCUUCAAAAAAUGGAGAUUUAAAGUGGUGUCUGGUCUCGGAAAACAAGUUAGAUAUCUCAGUUGUUCUUGAGUCAACUGGCUUACAGACUUUGCUCACACACACACACAAAUUUCUUAUUAGAGUUUCAACUUCCUAACUUGAUUCAACUGAUUAUGCUUACUUAACACCCAAGAUUCAUACUACUGUACUACAGAUUUGUUUUCACAGCAAUAAAUCUUCUGUUUUUGUUUAUGAUUCCACUCAACAAAAGGCCUGCAGAAGUGAUUUAUAAUUUGGGUAUUUGGAGAUGAUACGUUUGAUGUGAUGGUUUUUGGAAAAAUUUUUUCACUCCAUAUUUGGAUGUGCUUCAUUGUCAAGUGCAUAUUUAGAUUAGGUUCUUGAAUUGUAAUGUUGAUCUGCUGCUUUUUUUUUUUUUUUUAAUAAAAUCCGACUAAAAAUGUUUAAUUGGCAUUUUUUAAUGAUUUAACCAAAGAAGUGCAGCUAUUAUUCCAUAUUAUUAGGCCUGCAUUUCUUCCCUAAAUUCCACUUAGGGUAAAUCGGUUUUCUUGUUCCAGUUUCAAAUACAAGAUAACCUGAGGAUCAAUUAAAAGCUGAGUAUCAAUUAAAUUAGUGUUUUAAUCUCAUGGAAAGAAAAUCUAAUUGUAACAUUUUUCCUGGUAUGUGAGGCAAUCCAUUGGCAAAAAUUACAUGUAUUUUCCUUCCUAUUUGUAAGAUUAUAUUUAAUGAUAUUCUUUUCUUUAUGAGACUCUGGCUGCAGGCAGUGCUGUUUCUUGUGCCUAAGACUGCUUCUGAAAGUUGCAUCACUAAUGAUACUUGCCGAGUUGAGUGUGCAGAAAGUUUCUCAUACCAUGUUCAAGUUAAUACCAAGCACAUGUGGCCGCUGUAGAGUGAAGCUGUAGUACAGAAUGCGUAAAUUCUGUCCCCAGGAAAUCUGAGAUAAAGCAAGUGCUGGCUGGGGUUUUUCCCCUACUCCAUGAGCUGUGUUCAUUCUCUCUUUGGUAGGCCUUAUGCUUGAAUAAAUCGGAUGUCUAAUCAGUAAAUUAUUUUCAUGCUCAGAAUUUCAGGAUUUUGUACCUAGUGUAGGUUGGUUUUAUUUCUUACUGUAAGAAAACUUACCAACAAUGUGAUUUAAGGUUGUGUUGUGUUUUUUUUAAGAGGGGGAUGUGAGUGAUUUCAUUCAUGGGUACUUUUAGAACCUGAUAGAUAAUCCCAUUGUCUUUAUUUUUCUAAUUAAAGAAUUCCUAAAUACUUUGAAAAAUAUAAAAUAUUCCUGAAUA